Molecule: messenger RNA, 2012 nt
Organism: Astyanax mexicanus (Mexican tetra)
Lineage: Eukaryota; Metazoa; Chordata; Actinopteri; Characiformes; Acestrorhamphidae
Gene: pbx2
Product: pre-B-cell leukemia homeobox 2
Exons: 9
Coding region: 59-1306 (415 amino acids)
Biological process (GO): regulation of transcription by RNA polymerase II; brain development; eye development
Cellular component (GO): nucleus
Molecular function (GO): DNA-binding transcription factor activity, RNA polymerase II-specific; RNA polymerase II cis-regulatory region sequence-specific DNA binding
Source: RefSeq, a predicted model, not a curated record
UGCUGCUGCACACACUGAGGAGGAGAGCUGGCUGGUUCAGAUUAAUGUGCCGCUCAGGAUGUUGCAGCAGCAGCCUAUUACAGGCAACGGGCCCAAUCCAAGCCGGGGGCUCGGGUUGAACGCUCACCCGGGAAUGCACUCUCUCAACCCGAUACACCCGCAACACCGCCCCGAUGGAGAGCCGGGCCUGGACGGGACAGAAAACGGACAUGAAAACCGGCGAGACAUUGGGGACAUUCUGCAACAGAUCAUGACCAUCACUGACCAAAGUUUAGACGAAGCUCAAGCAAAAAAACACGCGUUAAACUGUCACCGAAUGAAGCCGGCUUUGUUCAGCGUGCUCUGCGAGAUUAAAGAGAAAACAGGUCUUUCCAUGCGAAAUGCACAGGAGGAAGAGCCACAAGACCCACAACUCGUGCGACUGGACAACAUGCUCCUGGCCGAAGGCGUAGCUGGGCCGGAAAAAGGCGGCGGAGCAGCUGCGGCCGUUUCGGCAGCAACCAGCUCUGGGAGCAUGUCUCCAGAUAGCUCUCUGGAGCACUCGGACUACAAGCAGAAGCUGAGCCAAAUUCGCACAAUCUACCACACAGAGCUGGAGAAAUAUGAGCAGGCAUGCAGUGAGUUCACGACUCACGUGAUGAACCUGCUACGUGAGCAGUCGCGCACACGGCCCGUCUCCCCACGUGAGAUCGAGCGCAUGGUGGCCAUCAUCCACCGCAAGUUCAGCUCCAUCCAGACCCAACUUAAACAGAGCACGUGUGAGGCCGUCAUGAUCCUCCGCUCGCGCUUCCUGGAUGCCAGACGCAAAAGACGCAACUUCAGUAAACAGGCCACGGAGGUUCUGAACGAGUACUUCUACUCUCACCUGUCCAACCCGUACCCCAGCGAGGAGGCCAAAGAGGAGCUGGCCAAACAAUGCAGCAUCACCGUCUCUCAGGUGUCUAACUGGUUUGGCAACAAGAGGAUCCGCUACAAGAAGAACAUCGGCAAAUUCCAGGAGGAGGCCAACCUUUACGCCAUGAAGACGGCCAUGGGCGCCACACAGAGAGAAGGGUCGCCACACACUCCAAACUCUACCGGCUCAGGUUCCUUCUCUCUCUCAGGGUCAGCUGAUCUCUUCCUUGGAGUUCCUCCAGUGAAUGGAGAGCAGCCUGGCUACCACAUGGGGGGACAGGACUCAGUCUCUCAUUCCCGCUUUUCAGAAAGACUUUAUAGUCCCAGAGAGAGCCGGACUAAUGGGAACUGGCAGGAGCAGAACACGCCCCCCUCUCCACCUGGAAGCGAACACUCGGAUAACUCGGACUAAUGGGCGUUACCUGGAGAGAGAGGGAGAUCAGGACAAAGAAAAAGACGGAAAGAAUGAUGGUCACUCUUCUGCCCAAGUGCAGUUUUGUUUCUUUUUUUUUCUUCUGUUUUCUGUUCUGCACAUUUAUUGAUCAUAGUACAUCACACUGCUUGGAGUGUGUGAGUGAGUGAGAGCGUGAUUGGAGGGGAAUGGAUUGAAGGUGGGUUCAUCAUGGUUUUGGCCGUUUUCUUUCCCGUUUCGUUUCCGUUUUAUUAUUAUAUUAAUAUUAAUAUUAUUUCGUCAUCACUUCACUACUUCCACUACAUGUUACUGCAAUAUUUGGGUUCUGAAGAGGGAACUUUUUAAAGCGCAUUAAGACUGCUUUCUUUAUGACUGUAGUGCUAUUAUUAUUAUUGUUAUUGUUAUCACUGCUAUUCUAAUCUAUAUUGUUUCUUUAAAGCUCAGAUAGAGGUGAAUUGGCAUAGGUAAAGGGGGCAAUAGAGAAUAAUCCAAAGAUUGUUUGUUUUUUGUUUGUUUGUUUGUUUGUGUAUUCUCUUUUUUACUGUGUGUACCUAUUAUUAUUAUUAUUAUAUGAAUGGGGUGUGUUUGCUGUCUUUAUUUACGGUUUGAAUGCGUAUAUCAACAGUGCUGUCUUUCUCUGUACAGUGAAACACCUGUAUUCUCUACCUCUUUUACAAUAAAGACUGUCUGUGUUACACAUUCAGAA